AUGAAAGACAUAGGAAAGCGGUGGUGCGAAAGAGGGGAGGAUGGACAGUUUUCGAUUUUUUUCUCAAGUAAGCCAAACAAGAUAAUGAACCACUUCUAUCACGAUGGCCUAUUGCAGUCGAUAACAUGGCCCGAAUUUGCUAAUUUACACCCAUUUGCUCCAAGAAAUCAAUGGGAAGGCUACGCAGAAAUAUUCAGUCAGGUAGAAAAAUGGCUAUGCGAAAUCACUGGCUACGAUAAAAUAUCGCUACAACCGAACAGUGGAGCCAGCGGAGAGUAUACGGGUCUUCUUGCUAUUCGCAAAUAUUUACAAUCGAUUGAUCAGGGACAACGAGAUGUUUGCUUGAUUCCAAUAUCAGCACAUGGGACCAAUCCAGCAAGUGCCAAUAUGGCAAAUAUGCGGGUAGUCGUUGUGGAUGCUGACCGGCAUGGCAACAUCAACUACAAAGAUCUCUCUGCCAAGGUUGAAAAAUACAAAAAUGAAUUGGCGGCAAUAAUGAUCACAUACCCAUCAACGCAUGGCGUCUUCGAAUCAUCGGUUGUCGAUGUUUGCGCCAAAAUUCAUGAAAACGGUGGACAAGUUUAUUUGGACGGUGCUAAUUUAAAUGCUCAGGGGGCUUGUAGGUACCCACUGCAAGUCAAGUGGGCUUGGGCUAGAACAGAGGCAGGUAUCAGUUUGCACGGAAUUUGUGUUUUAAAAUUUGUUUUCAGUAAAAUGCAUUUGGCGCCUUUCUUACCGGGACAUUCGGUGGUGCCAGUGGAGGAGCGCAAAAGUGGUGCAGUGAGUGCAGCACCUUAUGGUUCAAGCAGUAUAAUUCCAAUCACAUGGGCAUACAUACGGAUGAUGGCGGGAGUUGGCCUGAAGGAAGCCUCACAGAUGGCAAUUCUCAAUGCAAAUUACAUGGCAAAACGACUAGAAGCAGCGUAUCGAAUUGUCUACAAGGCAACCACUUCCUCAUAUUUCCGCUUUUCAUUCAUACGCUUACUGCAGGAUGAACAAGGGCUGGUGGCACAUGAAUUUAUAAUCGACUGUAAAGACUUCAAGAAAACCGCCGGUGUUGAAGUAGUUGACAUCGCUAAACGUCUCAUGGAUUACGGUUUCCAUGCGCCAACAAUGUCCUUCCCUGUGCACGACUGCUUUAUGAUUGAGCCAACAGAAAGUGAAGAUAAGGAUGAGAUGGAUCGGCUCGUUGACUCGUUGCUCGCUAUCCGUGAAGAAAUCGCAUUGAUCGAAACGGGUCGAAUGGAUCGUAAUGUGAAUCCGCUUAAAAUGGCACCGCACACACUCGCAGUUUUGACGGCCACAAAAUGGGAUCGUCCAUAUUCGCGUGAAGUUGCUGGAUUCCCAAAACCAUGGUGUGCUCACAAAGUGUGGCCGUCUGUAUCUCGCAUCGACGAGCAGUACGGUGAUCGAAAUCUCAUCUGCUCUUGUCCGCCUACAGAAGCAUAUGCUGAGCAGUGA
This is a messenger RNA of Gongylonema pulchrum, 1461 nucleotides long. The record is from the annotation of a GenBank genome assembly. Lineage: Eukaryota; Metazoa; Nematoda; Chromadorea; Rhabditida; Gongylonematidae.